This is a messenger RNA of Monodelphis domestica (gray short-tailed opossum), 7011 nucleotides long. It is a transcript of the gene CLCN4, whose product is annotated as Cl-/H+ antiporter 4. Gene Ontology annotation, biological process: transmembrane transport; chloride transport. The record is from RefSeq and is a predicted model, not a curated record. Gene Ontology annotation, cellular component: plasma membrane; Golgi apparatus; synaptic vesicle. Lineage: Eukaryota; Metazoa; Chordata; Mammalia; Didelphimorphia; Didelphidae. Gene Ontology annotation, molecular function: voltage-gated chloride channel activity.
GAAAGUAAACUGCUCUCUUGUAGGACUGCCUGUGGGUGAGGGAAGCUAGGAGCAGAGUGAAGAAAGAGGGAUUACUAGCUAGCCCAGGACAUGUGAUGACUUGACUGUUUAUCCCCCGGGGCAUUCUGGGUACGUUAAAGAUAUAAUCUAUAUUUAACUCUGCCUCUGAAAAUGAACCGAGGGUGUUUCAGCCUUUCUCCCUCAUGCUCCUAGUUCAGAGUUGAAGUGGACAUCUUGCCUGGGGAGUCAUAAACAAGAAGCUGCACAUCCAAAGGGUCUUGAAGAAGGUUCAGUUUGCUCAAAGCAAACAAAAAAAGCUCAAGGAAUUUCCUUUAUGGCUACUUCGUAGUAAUACGGGACUAUUCGAAGGGAUUCCAAAGGUAUUCUCCCAGGGUCUCCCGGAGCUUCUCCAGAGGAGGAGGAGGAGGAGAAGGCGGAGGAGGACGCGGUCACGUGACUCCUGCUGGUCCCUCCCUAUGACGUCACUGCGUUUGGAGCCGUAGCCCUAGAGAAAGGAUGCUCUCCCAAACGGUGGGGCUAGGCUGAACGAUGUUGCAUUGCAGUAUUGAAGAUAUUAUCAGAUUUUUGCUGAAAUCCAGGUAAACAAGGUUUAUGGCAUUCCAUUGAUCAGUUGGCCUGUUGACCCUGCCAAAAAUGGAAAUCUGGAUACUCUGGCCUGACUUGUUUUGGAUGGAGCCCUAAGACUCCAGAUUUGAUGGGAAAAUGCUGAUCUUCACUUUACUGAUGGAAGAUAUCAGAUGAAAUAACAUGUGUUAUUAAUAUGGUUAAUGCAGGAGAGAUGAAUGGUUCUGGUAACCUGAUGGAUUUCCUUGAUGAGCCUUUUCCUGACGUUGGGACCUAUGAGGACUUCCACACCAUUGAUUGGUUACGGGAAAAGUCCCGUGACACAGAUAGGCACAGGAAGAUAACUAGCAAAAGCAAAGAAUCCAUAUGGGAGUUCAUCAAAAGCUUAUUGGACGCUUGGUCAGGAUGGGUCGUGAUGCUCCUCAUUGGCCUCUUGGCAGGCACUCUGGCCGGAGUCAUAGACUUGGCUGUGGACUGGAUGACAGAUCUAAAAGAAGGCGUUUGCCUGUCUGCAUUUUGGUACAGCCACGAGCAGUGCUGCUGGACAUCCAACGAGACUACUUUUGAAGACAGGGACAAGUGUCCGUUGUGGCAGAAGUGGUCCGAGCUUCUGGUAAAUCAAUCAGAGGGUGCCAGUGCAUAUAUUUUGAACUACUUUCUGUACAUACUGUGGGCUCUAUCUUUCGCAUUUUUGGCUGUCUCCUUAGUCAGGGUGUUUGCACCAUAUGCUUGUGGCUCUGGUAUUCCAGAGAUAAAGACCAUCUUGAGCGGCUUUAUUAUAAGAGGCUACUUGGGGAAGUGGACGCUCUUAAUCAAAACAGUGACCCUAGUGCUGGUAGUAUCUUCUGGCCUCAGCCUUGGAAAGGAAGGCCCUUUGGUCCACGUGGCUUGUUGCUGUGGUAACUUCUUCAGUAGCCUGUUUUCCAAGUAUAGCAAGAAUGAGGGAAAGAGGAGAGAGGUACUUUCAGCGGCAGCUGCUGCUGGGGUCUCUGUCGCCUUUGGUGCCCCCAUUGGGGGUGUACUUUUCAGUCUCGAAGAGGUCAGUUAUUAUUUUCCCUUAAAGACCCUCUGGAGGUCAUUUUUUGCUGCCCUGGUGGCUGCCUUUACACUGAGGUCCAUCAAUCCCUUUGGGAACAGCCGUCUGGUUCUCUUUUAUGUGGAAUACCACACCCCCUGGUACAUGGCUGAACUUUUCCCCUUCAUCCUCCUCGGUGUCUUUGGGGGUCUCUGGGGGACUCUUUUCAUUCGCUGUAACAUUGCCUGGUGUAGAAGACGGAAGACCACACAGCUAGGAAAGUAUCCUGUGCUGGAGGUCAUCGUGGUGACAGCCAUCACCGCCAUAAUUGCUUACCCUAAUCCAUACACUCGCCAGAGCACCAGUGAGCUCAUCUCGGAGCUGUUCAAUGAUUGCGGAGCCUUGGAGUCCUCCCAGCUCUGUGAUUACAUCAAUGACCCUAACAUGACGAGGCCUGUGGAUGACAUUCCCGAUAGACCGGCUGGGGCUGGGGUUUAUACCGCUAUGUGGCAGCUGGCUUUAGCCCUCAUCUUCAAAAUCAUCAUUACGAUAUUUACUUUUGGCAUGAAGAUCCCUUCAGGCCUUUUCAUUCCCAGCAUGGCUGUGGGAGCCAUGGCGGGCAGAAUGGUGGGGAUAGGAGUGGAACAGCUGGCUUAUCACCACCAUGACUGGAUCAUCUUCAGGAACUGGUGCCGGCCUGGAGCAGACUGUGUCACUCCUGGACUCUACGCCAUGGUGGGAGCUGCAGCCUGCCUAGGUGGCGUUACCCGGAUGACUGUGUCGCUGGUGGUGAUCAUGUUCGAGUUGACAGGAGGCCUGGAGUACAUCGUGCCGCUGAUGGCCGCGGCCGUGACCAGCAAGUGGGUGGCGGACGCCUUCGGGAAGGAGGGCAUCUACGAGGCGCACAUCCACCUAAACGGGUACCCGUUUCUGGACGUCAAGGACGAGUUCACCCACAGGACGCUGGCCACGGACGUCAUGAGGCCCAGGCGCGGGGAGCCGCCGCUCUCUGUGCUCACCCAGGACAGCAUGACGGUGGAGGACGUCGAGACGCUGAUCAAAGAGACCGACUACAACGGCUUCCCUGUGGUGGUUUCCAAAGACUCCGAGCGCCUCAUCGGUUUUGCCCAGAGGAGAGAACUCAUCCUGGCCAUCAAAAAUGCCAGGCAGCGGCAGGACGGGAUCGUGAGCAAUUCCAUCAUGUACUUCACGGAAGAGCCGCCCGAGCUGCCUGCGAAUAGCCCUCAUCCGCUGAAGCUGAGGCGCAUUCUGAACCUGAGCCCCUUCACGGUCACGGACCACACGCCCAUGGAGACGGUGGUGGACAUCUUUCGGAAGCUGGGGCUCCGGCAAUGCCUGGUGACGCGGAGUGGGAGGCUGCUCGGCAUCAUAACAAAAAAGGAUGUGCUAAGACAUAUGGCUCAGAUGGCCAAUCAGGACCCUGAAUCCAUCAUGUUCAAUUAGGCCACUCGUACUGCUAAGGCAUGGGAAUAUUACUUUGGAGAAAAACAAAAAAGGCUGCAUCAUCAUUUGUUUUUUAAAGGAAAUAACUAUAUGCCACAAAACCAAAAUGAAAAAAUCUUACGCAGAGGGAGCAGCGUGAAGCCACACUCCAAAAGGGCUUGAGGAAGGAUGAGAAUUUUACUGAAUAGAUAAGUUAGCACUUUAACCCUCUACACGUUCCAAACUGUGGUUCCCUAAAGUGUUUACUAAGAGCUCAGCUGGUACCCAGGUAAAUGUAAUUAGUGUGGCCUACACAUAGCAAAGAAGCAACAAUAACACUAAAGGAGGGCCUUGUGGGAGGCCUUCACUUAGGAACAAAUGGGAAGCUUCAAAUUCAAAAGCCUAGAGGAAUAAGUAUGUAAAUCUCUUUAUUUAUUUGUAACUGAAGUUUUGUUGCUUUGUUACUGAAUCAUAAAAAGACAUUUGUUACUUAUUUUGUUUUAAAAAAUUAAAUUUGGAGAGACUUAAAGAUGUAAGAAUGGAAAGAAAUCCACUCCUGGAAAGUCUUUUUCUCUUUCACAUAUUUUGGUCACUCAGUUGUUGCAUAGCCAUCAUCAUGGCCGAGUGUUAAAAUCAAAGACUUUUUUUUUAGAAGAAUGACUCUCUUCUCUAUGCAAGACUUCGAUCUUAAAACUGCACUAUGAAAGAUUUCUUGAGUUUGAUUCUGGAUGGCAUUAUCCUCUAUAGAAAGAAAUACAUUCUUAUUUUGAAGGCAUCCAAAGCUGGUGAUUUAUUUGAAUCUGGGUUGCAUUAACUUAAUUUCUUUACUCCUGUUGAUUAAAUUUUCUUAAAUGCAGUUUAAUUAAAUUUCUUAAAUUCUUAAGUUCAACAUGGGACAACAGAAAUGCUUUUGAUGUGUUAGAACAGUUCCUGACACCAGCAUACGAUGAAAACUUGUUCUAAGUUCCAAAUGGGGCAUAUAUCAUCAAAAUAGAUUAGCCACUGUUAGUACCUUUUUUAAAAUCCCAGAUCUUUUUAUUUUAUUUUAUUUUAUUUUUUUUUCAAACCCAUACCUUCUGUUUUGGAGUCAAUACUGUGUAUUGGCUCCAAGGCAGAAGAGUGGUAAGGGGUAAGCAAUGGGGGUUAAGUGACUUGCCCAGGGUCACACAGCUGGGAAGUGGCUGAGGCCAGAUUUGAACCUAGGACCUUCCGUCUCUAGGCCUGACUCUCCAUCCACUGAGCCACCCAGUUCCCCCACCCCCCCAAUUCCCCAGAUCUUUUUAAAUUACCAUUUUCAAAUAAAGUAAAGGUUCAUAAUGGAAAGCCACUCUAAACCGGAUGAGAAAAUAAAAAUAAGAACGAGUCUCUAAAUAGAUAAUAAAUCCUUCGCAUUCUGUUCUCUCUGGAGUGCAACCUGGACCAGCAGUUUCAGUAUGUUCUUUCAAAUCGACCACUGAAAUCUCGGGAGCAUUGGUCUCGUUUCAACCUCCUGGUUCCCUUUUCUAUAGGAUGAGUAUCCUUGAAAUGUAAAGUAAAUAGAACAUACGUUUCCUUUCCCAUUUGGGGUCAAAAGGUUAAGAUGUCUUCAGGAUGAAACAGUGGUGCAACCAUCUUAGGUGGAAUUUGUCAAAUUACUCCUUUUAUUUUCCUUUGUGGCCUUUUCUUUUCUGGACCCAUUCCUACUCUUUUCUGACUCAAUUUUCCUGAAGAACUAGAUACUCAAUUGUCCCUACUACGAAUCUCUUCCCUCCCUUUGCCUUACGUUCCAAGACAUGGAAUCUCUAAUCUUGGCAUUUCAGAUUGAUUUUAGACAUUAGAUUUUUUCACUUUGGAUAAAACCAUGGCAGUGGUAUAUUUUUGUGGGAGAGGUCAAGACAUUGACCCAAAUCAGUCAGUCCUGGUUUUUCCCUCUGCUCCCUCUCACAAAACAUGGAAAACUACUUCGUUAUAGAAAAGUCCAGAAGACGAUAAAUAAAUUUUUAAAACUUUUUUUUUUGUGAAGAUAGGACCCCAUUUUUUGCUCUAUCAAUAACCUUCAAGCCCUUCAACAACUGCCUUUGUUGUAAAAAUUAUGACUUUCCUGAGGGCCCAUGCUUAAUGUUUUUAAAUUGUGGUUUCAGUCUUAUAGUGGACAAAUUGAAGCAUCUUGAAACUUGGAGGAAGAGAAGUAAAGGUAGGGGUGGCAAAUCCAUAGCUGAUUUAAUUGAUUCCUUGUCAUUUGCAUGAAAUUAUUACUCUCCACCCUUAGACCAUGCCAUACCCUCAAUGUGAAUUAGAAUGAGCCAUCGUAUGAUUUUCUGUCAUCCAGAACCACUUUUAGUUAAAGCCUUCUGGGUUUAGUUUCUAAAAGGUGCAAUUCAGCAAUGAUGGGACAUGCAAAUAUCAGUAAGUCUACAAGAUUUAUUUUCAUUCACAGCUCCUCAGAAUAAACCCAGUAUCUGAAUAAUUGGAGUAAGGUGAAUAAUAAGGAAGAGAGAGCUUAAUUAAUUGCCUCUCUGUACCAUUUAAAAUAAUUCGGCUUCUCUCCGUUCCUAUUUUCUUGAAAAUUUACACUGGUAACUUGGCUAGUGCUGAGUUGCCAGUUCUUGGGGGAAUCCUGGGGCUAUUUCUUGUAGACACAUAGGAUAUUUCAAUCCCUUUAAGAAGCAUCCUAGAAUUCUGGGAGGUGAGUCAGAAGAAAUUAAUAUUUACAAUAUAAGGGAAUGUAGGUUUUUUAGGUUGGUGUAUAUUCAUUUACAGGAUCAAAUACUUUUAAAUUUGUUUGCAAGGGUGACCUGGUUCUUUUGCCUGAAUUUUAUGCAAUAAAGACACUAGCAGUCAAAUUCCCCAGUUCAAUCUUUUCCAUGGUGCAAUGGAAAGCAUGCUGGAUUUGGAUACAGAACACCUGAGUUCAAAUUCUGGCUCUGCUAUUUGGCUACUUGUGGGACCUUAGGAAAGUCAUCUCCCUUCACUGGACCUCAUUUUCUUCGACAGUAAAAUAAGGGGGCUGGACUAGAUGAUCUCCGAGGUCUCUUCCUUCAUCUCUCCCACCUUCUUCCUCUGAAGAAGUCCAUUCAUGGACAAACUAAUGGCAAAUGAAAAACAGACAAAUUACUCUCGAGUAAAUGGAUUCUCUGGAAAUGAAGUGGUUGUAUACCAUUUGACAGAUACAUUUCUGAAAAAAACUCCCACCCUAAUCAACAAAUAAGGUUAUUUGACUUUUCUAGACUCAAUUUCAAACUACUCUCAGAUUCCUUUUCCCAUUGUUAGGUUGACCUUCAGGCAAUGAAGACUAUGCCAGUGGAACAGGAACUCUGGCAGAUUCUUCCAUGCUGGAAAAGCUACCUACAGAGAUUCAUCACUACUUGGCUUGCUUCUAGGGGACUGAUGAAUUCUUUGGCCAAGGCAACUCAGAAAAAAGUCUCUGAAAUCUUAGCAAAAGAGACAUUAUCAAUGUAUGUCAGCCUUCACACUCAUAAAAGCUACAAAGCUGAAAGGUUAGCAUGGCUUGACCAUCUUUGGGGAGGAAUAAUUACUUCAGAAUGUAAUUUUAACAUACAAAUUCAUCUCACUACUUAAUAUCAGGGCUCGGGACUGGAAAAGAUGAGAAGCCAAAUGGAUGAGAAAUCUUGAAUCAUGACCCAAGUUAAGUAUUGUAUUUUAAUUUUGCAUGAACAGUAUUUUGUUAGACUCGGCUUCUGACAUUUAUACUAGAAGCCUAGUGAACGUACCCAACCUGGGUGAGAUUAACCAGAUCCCAAACUAACUGCCACUGGAAUAUUAUUCAUCUUAUGUCCUGGGUAUGCUGGAAAUGAACCCAUGGGAGAACUCUGAGAUCUAUUUUCAUUUGGUUUUGGAAUGACAGCAUAACAAUGUCAGCUUAAAAAAAUUGUAGCACAUUGUGUAAAUGUUGGCACCUUAUUGAAAAUUAAUGUUUGGACUCUAUUUUUCAAAUAAAACAAAUCUACUAGAAGAGAGUACAUCGUGAA